AUGUUUGUCAGACCGGCUAAAUGUCUACAUCAAUACUGGAAAAUUGUGCUUAAUGCAAACUAUUCCACAGUCACAUCAAAUGAAAUUAUUCGUGGAGUUGUUGAACAGCCGAAGACUUAUUCAGUAUUCGAUUCUUACAGUGUCGUUGUGGUGGGUGGUGGUCAUGCAGGAUGUGAAGCUGCACAUGCUUCGGCUCGAAUGGGCGUAAAAACGCUAUUUAUUACUCAUAAAUUAGAAACUAUUGGGGAAAUGAGUUGUAAUCCAAGCUUCGGUGGCAUCGGGAAAGGCCAUUUGAUGCGAGAAAUUGACGCAUUGGAUGGUUUAUGUUCUCGAAUAUGCGAUAAAUCCGGUAUACAUUAUAAAAUUUUAAAUCGACGCAAAGGUCCUGCUGUAUGGGGACAUCGAGCACAAAUUGAUCGUAAAUUAUAUAAAAAAGAAAUGCAAAAUGAAAUCUUGAAUACCCCUAAUUUACAUGUAAUGGCAGCAUCUGUUAAAGAUAUCAAAAUCGAAGAAAAUAUAGAUGAUAAACAAAAUAAACAACGAUGGAUAUGUGGAGUGACAUUAGACAAUGAUUCGUUGAUUCCAACAAAAGCCGUUAUCAUUACAACUGGCACAUUUUUAAGAGGAUCAAUUAAUAUUGGUUUAGAACAGCGACCUGCUGGACGAAUCGGAGAUCAACCAAGUAUCGAUUUAGCUAAAUCAAUUGAAGAUAUUGGAUUUCAAAUGGGACGGUUAAAAACGGGUACGCCUGCUCGCCUAAAAACAAGUACAAUAGACUUCAGUAAAACCGAAGCAAAUGAUGCCGACAAUCCGCCCCAUCCAUUUUCAUUCAUGAAUGAUAAAGUAUGGAUUGACCCUAAUAUGCAGCUAAAAUGUCAUUUGACACAUACAACACCAGAAGUAGCAAAUAUUAUUCGUCAAAAUUUACAUCUUAAUCGUCACGUGAAGCAAGAUACAACUGGUCCACGCUAUUGUCCAUCAAUUGAAUCAAAAAUUCUCCGUUUCAAAAAUCCUGAACAUCCGGUUUGGCUUGAACCAGAAGGGCUUGAUUCGCCAUUAACCUAUCCACAAGGCACGAGUUGCACAAUGCCUGAAGAUGCGCAAUUAAAAAUGUUACGUUCAAUUCCCGGCUUAGAAAAUGUCACAAUGGUACGCCCGGGUUAUGGUGUUGAAUACGAUUAUGUCGAUCCGCGAGAAGUGAAAGCGAGUCUCGAAACAAAACGUGUCAAUAACUUAUUUUUUGCUGGACAAAUUAAUGGAACCACGGGGUAUGAAGAAGCUGGAGCUCAAGGAAUUAUUGCCGGUAUUAAUGCAGCUUGUAAAAUUCUUGAUAAACCAAUAUUUACAGUUAGCCGUUGUGACGGUUAUAUUGGUGUAAUGAUCGAUGAUCUGACCUUGCAUGGAGCAACGGAGCCAUAUCGUAUGUUUACUAGUAGAAGUGAAUAUCGAAUUACUUUACGAGCUGAUAAUGCUGAUAUGCGUUUAACCCAAAAAGGCUAUGAUAUCGGUUGUGUAAGAAAUGAACGUUAUGAAAAAUAUAUUAAUUUUAAAAAUAAUUUUGAUAAAACAAAAGAUUAUCUACAGAAAAUGAUUAAACCUCUAAAUCAAUGGCGUUCAUUAUUUGUCGAUGAAGAAAUCAAAAAUACUUCACCAAAAUCUUUAUUUUCUCUAAUAUCACAAGCAAGCUAUUGUGGUGGAGACGAAAAUCAUUCAAAAUGGACUUCAUUAUUACCAGACAAUUUACAAAAAAUAUUAUUAGAAGAUGCAACGUUGCGUAAUAGAAUAUAUAUUGAAGCAUUAUAUGAAAAUCAAACAAUGAGACAACAGGAUGAAAUUGAAGAAAUGAAACGGGAUGAAACAUAUAUUAUACCAGAUAAUUUUGAUUACAAUCUAGUUAGUAUUAGUAAUGAAGCUAAGGCUAAACUGCACCAAGUUCGACCACAAACUCUAGGAGCUUUAGGAAGAAUACCUGGAAUAACUCCAGUAACUAUUUAUUCUCUAUUGAAAUACUUGAAAAAAACAAAUAGUUCAGCACCUUCAGCAACGCUAACAAAUGUAUCAGAUUAG
Messenger RNA from Didymodactylos carnosus, 2067 nucleotides. NCBI's taxonomy places the organism in Eukaryota, Metazoa, Rotifera, Eurotatoria, Philodinida, Philodinidae. The record is from the annotation of a GenBank genome assembly.